Messenger RNA from Tripterygium wilfordii, 1092 nucleotides. RefSeq names its product peroxidase 25. The record is from RefSeq and is a predicted model, not a curated record. Gene Ontology annotation, biological process: response to oxidative stress; hydrogen peroxide catabolic process. The coding region runs from base 83 to 1054 and encodes 323 amino acids. Gene Ontology annotation, molecular function: peroxidase activity; heme binding. Gene Ontology annotation, cellular component: plant-type cell wall; plasmodesma. The transcript is spliced from 4 exons. Lineage: Eukaryota; Viridiplantae; Streptophyta; Magnoliopsida; Celastrales; Celastraceae.
AAGUUAGUCUCACGAUUAAUGUCCACCACCAGUAAGAAGAGGGAGCGAAGAAAUUAACAAUACUUUGUCAUUGGUGCUAACAAUGGAGGCCACCCUAAUGGUUUUACAUUUACUACUGAUUUUGGUGAUGGGUUUUUCUGUAGAGAGCCAAUUGCAAACUGGGUUUUAUUCUUCUUCAUGUCCAAAGGCAGAGGCCAUAAUCAGAGCCACUGUUGAAUCACACUUCAAAAUGGAUCCAACCAUCGCAGCUGGCUUGCUCAGGCUUCACUUCCACGAUUGCUUUGUUCAGGGUUGUGAUGGGUCAGUGUUGAUUAUUGGGCCUUCUGCAGAGAGGAAUGCACCACAAAACCUUGGACUAAGAGGAUUCGAAGUGAUUGAUGAUGCAAAAUCACAAUUGGAGUCCUUGUGCCCUGGUGUUGUCUCUUGUGCUGAUAUUCUAGCCUUGGCUGCCCGAGAUGCCGUAGACCUGAGUGACGGUCCAAGUUGGUCAGUACCAACAGGUAGAAGAGAUGGCAGGAUUUCAUUAUCAUCGCAAGCCACAAGCUUACCUUCCCCUCUGGAGUCAAUUACUGCCCAAAGACAGAAAUUUGCAGCUAAAGGACUUGAUGAUCAUGAUCUCGUCACUCUAGUUGGGGCACACACAAUAGGCCAAACAGAGUGCAGAUUCAUCAAAUACCGUCUAUACAACUUCACAGCAACAGGCAAUUCAGACCCAACAAUAAAGCAGUCAUUCUUGGCACAACUUCAAGCGGUUUGUCCUAAAGACGGGGACGGAUUGAACCGGAUAGCGUUGGACAGAGACAGCCAGAACAAGUUUGAUGUGAGCUAUUUCAAGAAUGUAAGAGAUGGGAAUGGAGUUUUGGAGUCUGAUCAAAGACUGUGGGAUGAUGCAGCAACACGUAAUAUUGUGCAGAAAUAUGGUGGAACAUUCAGAGGGUUGCUUGGGUUUAGGUUCGAUUUCGAGUUUCCAAAAGCUAUGGUUCAGAUGAGUAGCAUUGAAGUUAAGACUGGUACACAAGGAGAGAUUAGAAAAGUAUGUUCAAAGUUCAAUUGAAUAAAGUCAACUUGCCAGAAAAUUAUUUUAUAAAAAAA